GUUUAGGAUGGCUGGAAUGCGUGCGUUGCGCAAUAGCGGCCGCCAAUGAAGCAUCUUGCUCAGCCCACCAAGAAAGAGCACCACAGUACAGAGGAUAUGGCUCAGGAACGAGCCCCGCUUGAUGGCUGCAUAGAAGGUUCACGAAGAACAACCAGCCUUUGUUGGUGAGAUGGGAGGAAGCCACAAACAUUCCUGCUCUUGACUGCUGCCUGCAUAAAGCUUCAAACCCACCCUUCCAAGCGUUGUCUGGCACCUUCCAAUUGGUCCCAUUGCGGCCUUCUUCGAACUCGUCACACCUCCAAGGUUGUUCCACGACCACCCACCGCUUCGUCUCGGUCCGUUUGAGGCGUAUCUGCUGCGCAUACGACUUGAGCAACGUCCCACAAGCACCACUUUCCGAAGAUGGCAUCUGAGGAUUCAAAGCCCGCAACACGCAGCCGCGUCUUUUUUGACAUCAGCAUUGGCCAGCGCCCUGCCGGCCGUGUUGUGCUGGAGCUGUACAACGACGUCGUGCCCAAGACGGCAGAGAACUUCCGUGCCCUUUGCACAGGCGAGAAGGGCGUUGGCAAGGCCGGCAAGCCUCUACACUACAAGGGCUCUGGCUUUCACCGUGUCAUCAAGCAGUUUAUGAUCCAGGGUGGUGACUUCACCGCUGGAAAUGGCACCGGCGGCGAAUCCAUCUAUGGCGAGAAGUUCGAGGACGAGAAUUUCAACCUCAAGCACGAGAAGCCCUUCCUUUUGUCCAUGGCAAACGCCGGCCCCGGUACCAACGGUUCACAAUUCUUUAUCACCACCGUCCCUACCCCCCACCUGGACGGCAAGCACGUUGUCUUCGGCGAGGUCCUCACUGGAAAGUCCAUCGUCCGUCAGAUCGAGAACCUCCCCACCGAGUCGGGAGAUAAGCCCAAGAAGGACGCGGUGAUCGCCGACUGCGGCGAGCUCGUGGGCGAGGAGGCGGAGCUCGCCACCGCCGCAACCAGCAAGCCCGACGCGCUCGGCGACCCCUACGAAGACUUCCCCGAGGACGAGCUCUCCAAGCAGGACGGCACGGCCACCGACGGCAAGAAGGCCGAGGAGCUCCCCGCACAGAAGGUGCUGCAGAUCGCCUCUGAGUGCAAGGAGUUUGGUAACAAGGCCUUCAAGGCGGGCGACGUGGCCACCGCUCUGGACAAGUACGAAAAGGGGCUGCGCUACCUCAACGAGGACCCAGACCUGGAUGCUGUGGGUGACGCCGCGGCGUCUGCGGACAUCAAGGCCAAGAUGGACGCGGUGCGCUUCACGCUCAACAACAACGCCGCCCUAAUGAACAUCAAGCUCUCCAACUGGGAGAGCGCCGCGAACCACGCGACCUCGGCUCUCGACGUGGGCGGUCUCAAGGACGCGGAGAAGGCCAAGGCGCUGUUCCGCCGCGGCCAGGCUCACGUGCGCCUGAGGGAUGAGGACAAUGCGGUGGCGGAUCUCACAGCCGCGAACAAGCUGGUACCUGGCGACGCUGCCAUCGCCAAGGAGCUGGCCGAUGUGAAGAAGAGCAUCGCCGCGCGCGUAGCCAAGGAGAAGGCCGCCUACAAGAAGUUCUUUACUUAAACAGCUCAUCAUCCUACAGCUAGUCACAAGAUAGAGAGGGUAAGAAUAUUAUAAUUGUUCUAAAGAG
Molecule: messenger RNA, 1651 nt
Organism: Diaporthe batatas
Lineage: Eukaryota; Fungi; Ascomycota; Sordariomycetes; Diaporthales; Diaporthaceae
Exons: 3
Coding region: 403-1584 (393 amino acids)
Biological process (GO): protein folding; protein peptidyl-prolyl isomerization
Cellular component (GO): intracellular membrane-bounded organelle
Molecular function (GO): protein binding; peptidyl-prolyl cis-trans isomerase activity
Source: RefSeq, a predicted model, not a curated record